Molecule: messenger RNA, 2492 nt
Organism: Harpia harpyja (harpy eagle)
Lineage: Eukaryota; Metazoa; Chordata; Aves; Accipitriformes; Accipitridae
Gene: IGFBP3
Product: insulin like growth factor binding protein 3
Exons: 4
Coding region: 39-905 (288 amino acids)
Biological process (GO): regulation of insulin-like growth factor receptor signaling pathway
Cellular component (GO): extracellular region
Molecular function (GO): insulin-like growth factor II binding; insulin-like growth factor I binding; fibronectin binding
Source: RefSeq, a predicted model, not a curated record
CCGGCGGGCCCGCCCCGCUCCUUCCUCCGCCGGUUGCCAUGGUGCCGCGGCCCGGCGUGCUGUGGGCAGUGGCGGCCGCGGCGCUGGCGCUGCUGGUCCGGCGGGCGGCGGCGGCGGCGGCGCUGGCGGGGCCGGUGGUCCGGUGCGAGCCCUGCGACGCGCGGGCGCUGCAGCAGUGCAAGCCCCUGCGGCCCGACUGCGCCGAGCGGGUGCGGGAGCCGGGCUGCGGCUGCUGCCUCACCUGCGCCCUGCGCCCGGGCCAGCCCUGCGGCAUCUACACGGAGCGCUGCGGCGCCGGCCUCAGCUGCCAGCCGCGGCGGGAGGAGGCGCGGCCGCUGCAGGCGCUGCUGGAGGGCCGCGGGCUCUGCACCAACGCCACGGCGGGCGGCAGGCUGCGGGCCUUCCUGCUGCCGGGACCGCACGCUGCAGGAAAUUCCAGUGAUUCAGAAGAAGAAGACCGGAGUACCAGCAGCAUCGAAAAUCAGGCCAUCCCAAACUCUCACAGGGUGCCAGAUUCCAAAUUGCAUCCACCGCACAUCAAAAUAGAUAUCAUCAGGAAAGUGCAAGCCAAAAAUACGCAGCGCUAUAAAGUGGAAUAUGAUUCGCAGAGUACGGAUACACUGAAUUUCUCUUCUGAAUCCAAACAAGAGACCGAAUACGGUCCCUGUCGUAGAGAAAUGGAAGACACUUUAAACCACCUAAAGAUCCUGAACGUCUUGAGUCCCAGGGGCUUUCAUAUUCCAAAUUGUGACAAGAAGGGGUUCUACAAGAAAAAGCAAUGUCGCCCAUCCAAAGGCCGAAAGAGAGGAUACUGCUGGUGCGUGGAUAAGUACGGACAGCCGCUUCCCGGGUACGACGGGAAGGGAAAAGGAGAUGUCCACUGCUACAACUUGGAAAGCAAAUGAGGACCGGGCGCCGGCUCUUCUGGCACCCGCGCGCGGCCGCGGGACGGGGCAGGGACCUCGGCGGGGCCGGGCGGGCGCCGCGGGCCGCGUUGCGCGGGCAGCGACCAGCUCCGCGUCCCGCGGCCGGCGGGGAGUCGCGGGCGCCGCUGCGGUGCGCCCCGCCGCCGCCGCCGCGCGCUUCCGACGGGACGCCCGGGGAGCUCCGAAUUCCCACGUAAACCUGCACUAUGGAUACCCAGAGAGAGAGAAAAACAAAAGGCACUUCGGAACGGAUUCAGGGAGUCUCCACUGACUUUUUAGAGAACGGCCUGUGACCAAUUUGAUCCCGAAAGAUACUGCUUUUUUAUUUUAAAGAAUUUAUAGAGUGUAAGCUUGUAAAAGUAUUAAAGAAAAAAAAAAAAAACCACCACAAAAAAAAAAACCCACAAAGAUUUAAAGGUUAAUCUUUUUUUACAGGUCUGACGGGAAACUUAUCUUCACGGGUAAAAAGUUUUAUAAAAAUCUCAAAGAACUUUUUAAAGAAACCUAUUUCUAAAAUAAAAGACAUGGCUAUUUUUUCUGUAAAAUAUAUUAUGAAUAUUCUGUUAGUCUGUAUUUAAUAUAAUUGUUUUUUAAUAAACUUUAUUUAAAUGUAACAUGUGAAUACCAAAUACUACACAAUAAUUCUAGUGUAUACUUCUGUAUGCAAAGAGAAAGUAAGGCUAUGGAAUGAUUCACAAAUAUGUAUAGAUCCAUAUGCAUACACACUGACCUAUUCUAGACAGUAGAAAUGAAUUUGUGGAGCGAAGGAAUUGUUUCCAGAAGAGAUUAAGUUUUGUUAUUUGAAGUAACUACAAAUACCAAGAUAAUCUUCUUCUUUUAAUUUUUUUAUUAUUAUUAUUUUAUUGGUAUUUCUGAUGUACCCAUCACUGAAAUAUGCCACUGGAAAUGAUAACAGUUGCACUGAAGCUCUCGGUAAAGCGUUCUUCUGUCUGUCCUUCGCUUCAGUUUGUGCAACAGGGCUUACAUUUCCUCCGUUUCCUGCUCACACUAAUAUAGAAUAUUCAUGGACAAAAAAUUGCCAUUACAGUACCACCCUUUCUAUUUGCUUGUUUAUUUUGAAAAGCUGUAUCUAUUCUGUGUUGUCUUGGUACACUCUACCAAAGCACGUACUCUGUACGAGGAACUCCUGUUUAAAACAAUGCUGACAAGAUGGGGGAUCGUGGACCUGGGUGCUGAGACCCACGUGCUUCAUUUACGCUACACACAGCUGUUGCUUGCUUUGACUUCGGUGGAAAUUAUUUGCCUGCAUCUAAGCAUAGAGUAAGAACCAUUGGGUUUAAAUAUUUAACCCAACUGUCUGCCAUGAUGUUAUGUAUCCUCUUAAUUGGAAGAGAAGUGAUUUGGUUUUGUUCUGGUACAUGAUGCUUUCACAUAAGGAAGACUUUGGCAACAUUUUUUUUUUUUUUUGAGGCUGAUUGUUUACUGAACUUCAUGACAAAUUCUGUAUGACAAUGAAAUCUGGAUAAGGAAAGGUGGCCUGUGAAAUGUAACAUCGCUCUGGAAAGUAAUGCCGUAUUUUGUAUAUGUAUUUAUUUAUAUAUUUUA